AUGUCUUCAUCACUGGAAAGAGCACUCCUCCGUCACCAAGUCUUUUCUCAAGGACCGAGUCUUGGGCAUCUGCUCAAACUAUAUCUCGAUACUCAAGACAUUCUGAACCUGAGGCUAACCUCUCUUUCGAUGAAUGACCUUGCUGAGCUCAACGAGGUUGCUUUUGAGACCAUCUACAUCCACACGCCUGUGCCUCACGGACGGAAACAGUACACGGAUACACUCAAGAUGAUCGGGUCCUUUUGCCGACGAGUUAUGGUCAAAGUUGCGUACCUGCCGAAGUCAUGCUAUCCAACAGGAACACCUUCUCUCAGCACAAAUGUGUCGAGCCCGCGCUCUAGCAGUGAAAGCGAUACAGUCUCCAACAUUCUUGACUCGUACUGCCCAUAUGCCGAGCCGCCUAUCGCAUGGAAAUUCGUUGUUCAGAGGAAACCUAGCGAUGUUGACCAGAACCUACUUCAACAGUGGUGUGAGAUUUUCAGGCUCUUGCCACAACUAGGUACUGUUCACAUUGCUUGCAAUGGUGAUCCCGCUUGGCCUGGCUGCACUGAUAUCGAGUCUGCGCUUAUCAUGUUACGCAUUACUCUCGAGCGUGUCAACCCCAAGCAUAUACAUACGGUGUGUCUAUCUCCCAUCCAUGCUAUGGGCAUCAUGCACCUUCGUUGGGCAGGAGCUGGCGCAUACGGCGAAGCAUGCGCUUCAACAAAUCCCUUUUGGUACCGGUUGAAGACACUGAAGCUAGGAAUCUUUAGUCCUUACGCUGAAGGCCGAUUGACCAAAUGCCAGAUACUGCUUUUUGAGAAGAUCUUCACAGACUAUCUACUGAGCUUCAGCAAAACGUUGACUAGGCUUGAUUUGUCGUGGUUCGGCGAGGCAGGUCCAGAUCCGUUCAAUGUGGGAGAAGAUCACCAGACCAUGAAGUUGACGAAGACCUGGAACAGACUUGAGGAGUUGCGGCUCGUUAAUGUGACUUUGAACGGCAGCAAUUUGAACAUCACACAGCUGGCUCCACGUAUUCGGAAGCUCACGAUCGCUGGGGGUACCGCAAAUGCCGGGGACCAAGUGCUGCGUAAGCAUUGGCAAGAUCAGAAGCCUGGAGGCCAGGAUAAUGAUAAUGCAAGUUGGAUGAGGUCCCGAGAUGUGCGUAUCUCAGCGAUUCCUGAGCCUCUCUUUCAGCAUCAUCUUGCAUGA
This is a messenger RNA of Aureobasidium melanogenum CBS 110374, 1191 nucleotides long. RefSeq lists its product as uncharacterized. Bases 1 to 1191 code for a protein of 396 amino acids. NCBI's taxonomy places the organism in Eukaryota, Fungi, Ascomycota, Dothideomycetes, Dothideales, Saccotheciaceae. The transcript has a single exon. The record is from RefSeq and is a predicted model, not a curated record.